Molecule: messenger RNA, 1553 nt
Organism: Stomoxys calcitrans (stable fly)
Lineage: Eukaryota; Metazoa; Arthropoda; Insecta; Diptera; Muscidae
Gene: Cdc42
Product: cdc42 homolog
Exons: 4
Coding region: 123-698 (191 amino acids)
Biological process (GO): small GTPase-mediated signal transduction
Molecular function (GO): GTP binding; GTPase activity
Source: RefSeq, a predicted model, not a curated record
GUCAGCGACGGCGCGCCGACGUCGAAAAUCAACUCGUCUUCGUACUCUGCUUCUUACUUCUUAUUGUGAGUGUGAAUUCGACGAUCUGCCCAACCCAUAUUCAAAAAAACUAACGCAGAACAAUGCAAACUAUAAAGUGUGUUGUUGUAGGUGAUGGUGCCGUGGGUAAGACCUGCCUGCUUAUCUCCUACACAACCAAUAAAUUCCCUUCGGAAUAUGUACCCACCGUAUUCGACAAUUAUGCUGUCACUGUUAUGAUUGGUGGCGAACCAUACACCCUGGGUCUUUUCGAUACCGCUGGUCAAGAGGAUUACGAUCGUUUACGUCCAUUGUCAUAUCCACAAACAGAUGUAUUCUUGGUGUGUUUCUCAGUCGUUAGUCCUAGUUCAUUUGAAAAUGUAAAAGAGAAAUGGGUGCCGGAAAUUCAACACCAUGCUCAAAAGACUCCCUUCCUGUUGGUGGGAACGCAAAUAGAUUUGCGUGAUGAAACCAGUACAUUGGAAAAGUUGGCCAAGAAUAAACAGAAGCCCAUUGGCAUUGAGAUGGGCGAAAAGUUGGCUAAAGAAUUAAAAGCAGUCAAAUAUGUUGAGUGUUCUGCUUUAACACAGAAAGGUCUUAAAAAUGUAUUCGAUGAAGCCAUCUUAGCUGCAUUGGAGCCUCCAGAACCCGCCAAGAAAAAGAAGUGCAGAUUCUUAUAAUUUCUAUGUGUAUUAUAAUUUAUUGAAAAUAACACAAGAUACACGCAAUCAUAAAUUCUAAAGCAUAACAACAACAACAAAAAAACACAACUAUUGGAUUACUAACGAAAACAGAGAAAAGUUAUUUGAAAAGCGUCAUUUGAUUUGAUUAUUAAAUUUGAAAACGAACAGCAGGAGGAGAUUUAACUCGGAUGUGUCUAGCUUUUGUAUAAGGUAAAUUGGAACCAGCAGCAGUAGUAGAUAACAACACACAAUAAUCAUUAUUUGCAAUGAGAAUCUUUGAUAGUCCUAAAAUAACAGAGAUUUAAUUAACACCAACAUUAUAAUACGUAAUGUUAUAAAAACAAAAACAAAUACUAUUUUUAGAAAACACUAAAAAUGAUCGAACUUCAUAAUGAAAUCUAACAAAGAAACAACACUACUAAUGGCAGUAACAAUAAUUUAUUAUCUCUCAUGUCAUGUCAUGAAAGUGAAUAACAAAACCAAAAGAAUAUUGAAAGAAUAAAACAAAACGCAACAUUUAACUGAAAAAAAAUAUAGUUAUUUGUCAUUGGACAUGUGAAGCAAUCUUUCUUAAAAAAAAAAAAACACAACAACUACACAGUUUUGCUAUACUACAACAACAACAAGAAAACAUAACAUCUAUUGUUAAAGAUACAUAUUAAAAAAGAAGUCAUUUGCAGCAUACAUCAGUAAUAUAUAACACAUAUACACUUAUAUAUACACCGCUCCUUUUUCCUUCCCUCCACUAACGUUUCGUUUUUUUCUUUACCAUAAUUUAAGUUUGCGCUUUGAAAUUGCGUGUAUAAGCGUUAAGGCAAAGAACCCCCUCAACACAAGUAAUACUUUUUUUUU